Molecule: messenger RNA, 411 nt
Organism: Aureococcus anophagefferens
Lineage: Eukaryota; Pelagophyceae; Pelagomonadales; Pelagomonadaceae
Exons: 1
Biological process (GO): fatty acid biosynthetic process
Molecular function (GO): fatty acid synthase activity
Source: RefSeq, a predicted model, not a curated record
UCUUUUGCCUCGGGGCAAGUGUCAUUUACACUAGGUCUCACCGGACCGUGUGUUUCGCUUGAUACUGCGUGCUGCUCGCAGCUCGUGGCGGUUCACCUCGCCUCCACUGCUCUGAAGUGCGACGAAUGCCCAGAAGCCAUUGCCUCUGGCGUCGGACUGCUUGGUCCAGUUUUCACACGCGCCUUUGCCUCUUUGGGCAUGCUCUCAGGUUGUGGAAGAUGUCACACCUUCGAUAAUCGGGGGGAUGGAUACUGUCGUGGAGAGGGUCGUGUUUCCCUCUUGUUGAGGUUGGCGCAGAAUGGGGGGGGCAGAUGUGAGGUCUGCGCAACGCGAGUAUAUAACGAUGGACCAAGUGCUAGCUUGACGGCACCCAAUGGAUCUACGCAGCGACGUCUCCUCGAUGCAGUGUAG